AUGCGGCGCCGGCGGGCGGCGGUAGCCGCGGGUUUCUGCGCCUCCUUCCUGCUGGGCUCCGUCCUCAACGUGCUCUUCGCACCGGGGUCGGAGCCUCCGCGGCCAGGCCAGUCCCCCGGGCCCUCGCCAGCCCCGGGCCCGGGCCGUCGCGGGGGCCGCGGGGAACUGGCCCGGCAGAUCCGAGCGCGCUACGAGGAGGUGCAGCGCUAUUCCCGCGGGGGCCCCGGGCCCGGGGCCGGCCGGCCGGAGCGGCGGCGCCUGAUGGACCUGGCUCCGGGCGGGCCGGGCCUGCAGCGUCCCCGGCCCCCGCGGGCCCGGCCCCUGCCCGACGGCGCCCCGAGCUGGCCCCCGGCUCCCGGCCCGGGCUCCCCCGGCUCGGGCCCGCGCCUGGGCUGCGCCGCGCUCCGCAACGUGUCCGGCGCACAGUACGUGGGCUCAGGCUACACCAAGGCCGUGUACCGGGUCCGCCUGCCGGGCGGCGCCGCGGUGGCGCUCAAGGCGGUGGACUUCAGCGGCCACGAUCUGGGCAGCUGCGUGCGCGAGUUCGGGGCUCGGAGGGGCUGCUACCGGCUGGCGGCCCACAAGCUGCUCAAGGAGAUGGUGCUGCUGGAGCGGCUGCGGCACCCCAACGUGCUGCAGCUCUAUGGCUACUGCUACCAGGACAGCGAGGACAUCCCGGACACCCUGACCACCAUCACAGAGCUGGGUGCCCCUGUGGAGAUGAUCCAGCUCCUGCAGACUUCCUGGGAGGACCGCUUCCGAAUCUGCCUGAGCCUGGGCCGGCUCCUUCACCACCUGGCCCACUCCCCACUGGGCUCGGUCACUCUGCUGGACUUCCGCCCCCGACAGUUCGUGCUGGUGGAUGGAGAGCUGAAGGUGACAGAUCUGGACGACGCACGCGUGGAGGAGACGCCGUGUGCAAGCAGUGCUGACUGCAUCCUGGAGUUUCCGGCCAGGAACUUCAGCCUGCCCUGCUCGGCCCAGGGCUGGUGUGAGGGCAUGAAUGAGAAGCGCAACCUCUACAAUGCCUACAGGUUUUUCUUCACAUACCUCCUGCCCCACAGUGCCCCACCCGCACUGCGGCCUCUGCUGGACAGCAUUGUCAACGCCACGGGAGAGCUCAGCUGGGGAGUAGACGAGACUCUGGCCCGGCUGGAGAGAGUGCUGCACCUGUUCCGGAGCGGGCAGUAUCUGCAGAACAGCUCAGCAGGCAGCAGAGCAGAGUACCAGCGCCUCCCAGACAGCGCCAUCGCCCAGGAAGACUACCGCUGCUGGCCCUCCUACCACCACGGGAGUUGCCUCCUCUCGGUGUUCAACCUGGCUGAGGCCGUGGACGUCUGCGAGAGCCAUGCCCAGUGCCAGGCCUUUGUGGUCACCAACCAGACCACCUGGACAGGUCGGCAGCUGGUAUUUUUCAAGACAGGAUGGAGCCACGUGGUCCCUGAUCCCAACAAGACGACAUAUGUGAGGGCCUUGGGCUGACCUCUCAGGGGGCUCAGCUGACAGCGGACCAGCCCCGCCAGCUGGGCUCGCCGGUGGAGGGAGGGAGGGACGGACUUGCACUAGCAACACUGCAUGUCACCUGGAAACCCCUGCAGACAAGGCUGACAUCCCAGACGGUGAGGUGACCAGGACAACGUGCAAUAAUGCCAAAUGUUAAAAUGUGAGUUUACCGGUCUAGGUAUGGGACUGCUGGCCCCGGGGCCAGGAAUCACGGGAGCGGGGCAGGGGGGCGGACUGCCUUCCCAAGCCUCUGGGCAGCCAGCAAGGCUCAGGCUGGUAUCCCCUGGGGGGGCUCUGGCCCUCGCUGGGACAGUUCUGUGGGCAGCCCCAUCACUG
Neomonachus schauinslandi (Hawaiian monk seal) is the source of this 1839-nucleotide messenger RNA. It is a transcript of the gene PKDCC, whose product is annotated as protein kinase domain containing, cytoplasmic. Gene Ontology annotation, biological process: protein phosphorylation. The record is from RefSeq and is a predicted model, not a curated record. The transcript is spliced from 7 exons. Bases 1 to 1482 code for a protein of 493 amino acids. Gene Ontology annotation, molecular function: non-membrane spanning protein tyrosine kinase activity; ATP binding. NCBI's taxonomy places the organism in Eukaryota, Metazoa, Chordata, Mammalia, Carnivora, Phocidae.